CGCAAAGCUGUAACAAAGUAUCCAAAGUACUCUCGCGUGCGCCUGCGCACUAAACAGGCCGUAAAUCGAAAGCACACUGUUGUCUUUAUGAAGAAUCUGUGGGCGCGUCGAGGGUUAAUACGACUGACGCUCUGCAGAAAUGGCCGGGAUUAAAGCUCUCAUCAGCCUGUCCUUUGGAGGAGCCGUUGGACUGAUGUUUCUCAUGUUGGGAUGUGCCCUUCCAGAGUAUAAUAAGUACUGGCCCUUGUUUGUCCUCUUUUUCUACAUCCUGUCUCCUAUCCCAUACUGCAUCUCACGGAGGGUCGUGGACGAGAUGGAUGCAGCCAGCAGCGCUUGCAAAGAGCUGGCCAUUUUCCUCACCACAGGAAUAGUGGUUUCUGCCUUCGGCCUGCCAAUUAUUUUUGCAAGAGCUACAGUGAUUGAGUGGGGGGCAUGUGCGCUGGUGUUAACAGGAAACACCAUCAUCUACGUAACGAUUCUGGGCUUCUUCCUGGUCUUUGGCUCCAAUGACGAGUUCAGCUGGCAGCAGUGGUAAAAGUUACAUGUGGCGCAAAAACCUCGCAAGUUUGGAAUAUGUACUUUUUGUAAAGAUUAUUAUUUUUGUUAUUAAAGUAACCAGCCAUCCGUAAUGCACAGAAAAUCAGUGCAAUAACCUGCAUCUGCUUAAAUGUUACUCAGAAUCCCCAAAAAAGAUUCUUAUUUUUGCCAGCUGUGUUUUUUUUUUUUUUGGGGAUAUUUAAAGUUCUGUGUUUUACACGUGAUGAACAUAAAGAGAAAUUCAGGUUCACAAGUCGCAAAUGUUUGUCUGGCUACUGCCUCAGGAUGGCAGAACACUUGAUAUCUAUUAACUUAUUACUAAGUUGAAGAGCUUUAUAUUCGAAGGCAGGUAAUGACAGUAACCCAGAUAUGUGGUAUUUUGCGUAAACGGCCCUCCCUUUUCUGUGAGGAAGGUGCUCUAAUGCUUCAAUUAAAGCAGCAGAAAGGUUAAAUAUAGAUUUUAUUUAUAGUGCUGUUUCUUUUUCCAUAUGUUUAUUGUCCUGGGGAUCUGCAGUAUUAUGCAAUAGAUGUGGAAGGUCUAAUGAUAAUGUUUUAUCCAUGCAUGUUAUUCUGUAAACUGCAGAUUUGUUGAAGAUGGAGAUAUUGGUCAAUUAAUAUUUAAAAAUAUUCAGUGUGAUUUAUGAUGUGUGUACUUGGAAAGAAAAUGAAGUGUAGAGGUCACUUUUGUAUGCAGUUAAUACUGAUCAAAUGCAUUCCGGUGUUCAGUGAAAGUCUUGUUUAAUCGUUUUUUUUUUUUUUUAGUUACACCCACAUUAAAUCCAUUUUUCAGAAAAGCAGUGACGCCAGGUGGUGUAUAACACAAAAUUGCACAGCACUUGAGCUUAAUUGUCUUUUUUUUAUUCUUAUUUCUGGCAAGUUUGGGUAUGUACCACUGGUUCAAGACUGCUAAGCCUGUUGAAAUCCAAGACUGGAAACGUUUUUGAGUCAUGCCCUCUUCUGGCUUGUGCCAUGUUUCCUGAAGCAGAAUUUCUUGCCUAGCUAGAUAACUUGUUAGAUUUAAGGUAGUCUGGGCUAAACGGACUUUACUUUUGUUCAAGAACAACUAGCCCAGGCUACCUUAAAUCCGAAAAGUUAUCUGGCUAAGAAAGGAAUCCUGCUUUGUAAAACAGGCCCCUGAACAUUAAUAGAUAAUACUUGAUUUGCAUCUUGUAAAAUUCUUUCAAUGUUUUCAAGUUCUGGUGGUUGUUCUGUGAGUUCUGACAUUAGGACGUGUUAGAAAGUUAUCCUUUGAAAUGCUUAGAAUGUAUUUAAAAGCACUGACAUGAAUCUUGCAACCAUUUUUAUUUAACUUUUCUGUGUUGUUGUAUUUGUCUGUCCAUAGAUUAUUUGUAUUAAAUCCUACCAGAUGAUAGUUUGCCUCAUGUUAGUUUUAUUUUGUUUCAUUUUGUUUUGUCAUUCCUGAAGACCAUUAUGCUUUUACUAUAAGUAUGUCUCAUAAAUAUUUUGCUUAAGAUUCAAAAAGACUUUGGACUUGUAUUGUAACAAAUAAAAAUCAAACGAAUUUUACCACUGUAAACAAAA
Messenger RNA from Brienomyrus brachyistius, 2079 nucleotides. RefSeq names its product leptin receptor overlapping transcript-like 1. NCBI's taxonomy places the organism in Eukaryota, Metazoa, Chordata, Actinopteri, Osteoglossiformes, Mormyridae. Gene Ontology annotation, biological process: negative regulation of growth hormone receptor signaling pathway; late endosome to vacuole transport via multivesicular body sorting pathway. The transcript has 4 exons. The record is from RefSeq and is a predicted model, not a curated record. Bases 140 to 535 code for a protein of 131 amino acids. Gene Ontology annotation, cellular component: endosome.